Molecule: messenger RNA, 2093 nt
Organism: Daphnia carinata
Lineage: Eukaryota; Metazoa; Arthropoda; Branchiopoda; Diplostraca; Daphniidae
Gene: Slh
Product: sec1 family domain-containing protein 1-like
Exons: 12
Coding region: 94-2022 (642 amino acids)
Biological process (GO): intracellular protein transport; endoplasmic reticulum to Golgi vesicle-mediated transport
Cellular component (GO): Golgi membrane; cytosol
Molecular function (GO): syntaxin binding
Source: RefSeq, a predicted model, not a curated record
CAUGUUUUGACGGAAACGGUAUACAAUAAUUUUGGACAGAUCACCAGGCACCAUUAGAUCAAACGUAACGAAACGAAAUAUUGCCAACCGGUCAUGGGGUCUUCAAUAAGAGAAAGGCAGAUCAAUCUGCUGAAGCAAAUGAUCAAUUUCAACCAACCGAUAACCAAAUCAACUAUCAUGGAACCAUCAUGGAAAAUACUGGUGUAUGACAAGUAUGGACAGGAUAUCAUAUCUCCCAUUUUAUCAGUCAAGGAACUACAAGAAUUUGGUGUGACACUCCAUGUCCAACUUCAUUCACCUCGAGAUCCUGUUCCUGAUGUACCUGCCAUUUAUUUCUGUCUACCAACAGAGGAGAACCUAGGACGAAUUAGCCAAGAUCUACAAAAUCAACUGUAUGAAUCAUAUUACUUCAACUUCAUUUCAUCAAUAUCCCGCCAAAGAUUGGAAGACUUGGCUUCUGCUGCAAUCAAUGCUCAGAGUGUUGCCCAGAUCUUAAAAGUUUGUGAUCAAUACCUGAAUUUCAUUUCCUUGGAAGAUGAUUUGUUUAUCCUCAGAAACCAGAACAGUGACAUGAUAUCCUAUUACUCUAUGAACAAGGGAGAAAUCACAGAUACAGAAAUGAACAAUAUAUUAGAUGGAAUUGUAGAUAGCUUAUUCUCCCUGUUUGCGACAUUGGGCACUGUUCCAGUGAUUCGGAGCCCAAAAGGAAAUGCAGCUGAGAUGGUAGCUGAAAAACUUGAUAAGAAAUUGAGAGAGAGUUUGAGAGAUACUCGCAGCGGCCUUUUUACGUCCGACUUGACGCAGAGUUUUGGAUUUCAAAGGCCGUUACUGGUUCUUCUCGAUCGCAACUUGGAUAUGGCUACACCUCUUCAUCACACGUGGACUUAUCAAGCCCUUGUCCAUGAUGUUUUGGACUUCUCGUUAAAUCGUGUAGUCGUACAAGAACCAGAGAAUGAUACUAGCCAUCAGCAGGAGGGUCAUCGGCAUUCUCAUCCGCCUAAAGCGAAAAUAAAAACGUGCGACCUAAACCCUUCCGACAAGUUUUGGGUUUCCUAUAGAGGCAGCCCGUUUCCAACAGUGGCUGAAUCCAUUCAAGAAGAACUGGAAGACUAUAAAGCUUCAGAAAGUGAAGUGAAGCGAUUGAAAGAAUCAAUGGGAUUAGAUCCUGAUGGAGAAGCUGCCAUGAGUUUAAUAUCCAACACAACGGCGAAACUUACGUCAGCUGUAAGCUCUCUGCCCCAGCUUCUGGAGAGGAAGCGGCUACUAGAUAUGCAUACCACCAUAGCAACAGCUAUCCUGGAGCAAAUCAAGCAAAGGAAAUUGGACCUAUUGCUCGAAGUGGAGGAAAAGGUUAUGAGCAAAAACGCCUUAGACCGCUCGGUUUUGGACAUCAUAAGUGAUCCGGAAUGUGGAACUCCAGACGAUAAACUUAGGCUCUUCCUGGUCUAUUUUAUUUGUUCACCAAACAUGACUGAGUCCGAGACUGACCAGUAUGCUACAGCCCUUCAGGCUGCUGGAUGCAAUUUAGCAGCUUUGCGCUAUUUAAAGCGUUGGAAGUCUUGCAGCAAGAUAGUGUCUGGUUCAAGCCAAUACUCAGGAGGCGGAACCAGAACAGUGAACAUGUUUACUAAACUAAUGUCUCAGGGCUCAAAUUUCGUCAUGGAGGGUGUUAAGAACUUAGUUGUCAAGAAACACAAUUUACCUGUAACACGAAUUGUCGACAAUUUAAUGGAACUUAAGCCUUCACCAGAAACAGAUGAGUAUCGCUAUUUCGAUCCAAAGUUAUUGAAACCUGGUGAAGGCGUUAGUGCCGCUCCUCUUAAAAGCCGGGCCCAAUUCCAAGAUGCAAUUGUAUUUAUGGUGGGCGGAGGGACCUACGCCGAAUAUCAAAAUUUGGUCGACUAUGCUAAGUCGAAAACGGUGGGAGGCAACGCCAAGAAAAUUGUUUACGGAUGUUCUACUCUUAACAAUGGGAACCAAUUUCUAAAACAGUUGGCAUUAUUGGGUGAAGAUAUCCAGUAAAUGGAAAUGGUAUCGAGAAGUUUACUCUCUUGAUUGGUUUGAAGAAAUUUAAAUAAAAAUUAAUCUAAUAA